AAGUCCAUGCAUUUACACUAUCAAUUUGAGGUUUUGGUUUUCACUUCAUCUUCUAAUUAAUAGCCUCUUCUCAGUUCUCCCCAGUACUGUUUCUUACUAGUUGAGAGUAUCAAAACAUGGGUUCAGACAACAAUGUUCUUGCUGUAAUUGCCAAAAAUAUUGAUGUUCUUGCUUUGCCUCUAGUCUCUCUUGUUUACCCUCUGUAUGCAUCUAUUAGGGCAAUAGAAACAAAGUCUCGUGCUGAUGAUCGACAAUGGCUAACGUAUUGGGUUCUUUAUUCUUUGAUUACUCUCUUUGAACUUAGCUUUUCUAAGGUCAUUGAAUGGUUUCCAAUAUGGUCUUAUGCAAAGCUAGCUGCAAUAUGCUGGCUAGUUUUACCUUACUUCAAUGGAGCAUCUUAUGUUUAUGAGAAUUUCAUAAGACCAUUUUAUAGAAAUCCACAAGUCAAAAUAUGGUAUGUUCCUUUGAAGAAGGAUAUUUUCAGUAAGCCAGAUGAUGUCCUAACUGCUGCUGAAAAAUAUAUUGAAGAACAUGGACCACAAGCAUUUGAAAGGCUUUUAGCCAAGCAGGCUGAUAGAGAUGCAAGAACCAGGAGGAACAAUUACAUGACCUUUGAUGAUGAUUAUCGAUAUUAGCCUCUGUUUGCACUAUUUAAAUUACUUUUUAAUUAUUAGCUAUGUGUGUUACUUUGUUGAACUAUGUUUGGAUAAUCCUUUGAGUUUUCAAUCUUAAUUAAGAAUAAUUAAUUUGCUAUUUUA
Solanum dulcamara is the source of this 758-nucleotide messenger RNA. Its product is annotated as HVA22-like protein c. NCBI's taxonomy places the organism in Eukaryota, Viridiplantae, Streptophyta, Magnoliopsida, Solanales, Solanaceae. The transcript has 5 exons. Bases 117 to 635 code for a protein of 172 amino acids. The record is from RefSeq and is a predicted model, not a curated record.